ACCAGUGCCUUCCACACCAGCUAAAGACCAUCACUUACUAGUGACUGCAAGGGGUGGGGGGAAAGGGGGCUGGGAUUUGAGAAAGAGGCAAAAUCUGUGUCACUUUCAAAAGUUUCUCCCCCUUCUCAUUUGUGUGGGCUGCAAGCUGCAACGUUGUCUUCAGAAUAAGAGGAAAAUUCAGCCUUCACACACAGGCGUUUCGAAAUUCAAGGAGCAAAUGUGAAAUCUGAAAUUCAGCGUGCCGAAUUGGGACAAAACAAAACAAAAGGAAAGAAAAAAACAAAAAAAAGAACGCCCAGGUUGCAAACAGGUUUCUUUGCCCUGUCGGUGUCUGUCCCAGCUACCACACACUGUGCUCCAUAUAAAUAUAGAUUGAUAGAUUUAGACACACAUGGACAUUUGUGAGUUGGGUGCAUGACUUUGCCGCCCCCUCCCUCUGCUGUUGGAAGGAGGAUCUAAAGGCACAUUCACGUCUUCCUGUUUUCCUGGAGAGGUUUUUUUGGACUCUGGACACGCUUUGGGGAAGCCUGCUUUGGGGACGGCAGCGGAUAUUUUGCUAAAGCGACGAGCUCAAGCCCGCAGAGUAAACAAGUGACUCUUUUUGCAUUGAACUUUGUAACUUUGCAGCUCCGUGCAUUGAUUCUACUACCUCUCCUGCGCCGUUGCCUGCUUCCUGGAGCAUUCUGUGGACUGUAUUAUGGCCAUGGUGGUUAACCCUUGGCAGGAGGACAUUCCUGGUGUGCAAGGGCCUCAGGUGAACAACCCACCAGGGCUCUGCAAUCAAGAUCCAGGUGGUACCCCUCAAACACCCACCACCCCAAAAGGAGGUAUCCCUGGGCAGGAUCCUGUUCAUUCUGGGGAUAAAGGGGUACCUAAUGUGGACUGCUUGGUGUGUGGAGACAAGUCAAGUGGGAAACACUAUGGACAGUUCACCUGUGAAGGUUGCAAGAGUUUCUUUAAGAGGUCGGUGAGAAGGAACCUAACCUACACGUGUAGGGGCAACAGAGACUGUCCCAUAGAUCAGCAUCACCGCAAUCAGUGCCAGUACUGCCGCCUGAAGAAGUGUCUCAAAGUUGGCAUGAGAAGAGAAGCAGUGCAGCGCGGACGGAUGUCUCACCCACAAACCAGCCCCGGCCAGUAUACUCUUAACAACGUUGACCCCUACAAUGGGCAUUCAUACCUAACAGGAUUCAUCUCCUUGCUUCUCCGAGCAGAACCGUACCCAACCUCUCGGUAUGGGGCACAGUGCCUCCAACCGAACAACAUCAUGGGCAUUGAGAACAUCUGCGAGUUGGCCGCUCGCCUACUCUUCAGUGCUAUUGAGUGGGCCAAGAACAUUCCUUUCUUUCCUGACUUCCAGCUCUCCGACCAAGUAUCCCUGCUUCGUAUGACAUGGAGUGAGCUGUUUGUUCUUAAUGCAGCACAGUGCUCGAUGCCCCUCCAUGUCGCUCCACUGUUGGCAGCCGCCGGCCUCCAUGCAUCUCCGAUGUCCGCUGACCGUGUGGUGGCCUUUAUGGACCAUAUUCGAGUCUUUCAGGAGCAGGUGGAAAAGCUGAAGGCACUUCAUGUUGACUCUGCAGAAUAUUCCUGUUUGAAAGCCAUAGCUUUGUUUACACCUGAUGCGGUGGGAAUAACAGACAUUGGCCACGUGGAAAGCAUUCAAGAGAAAUCCCAGUGUGCCCUGGAAGAGUACGUCCGAAACCAGUACCCAAACCAACCGACGCGGUUUGGGAGGCUUUUGCUCCGCCUUCCUUCUUUGCGCAUCGUCUCCGCUCCUGUUAUAGAGCAACUUUUCUUUGUGCGCCUGGUUGGCAAGACCCCCAUUGAGACUUUAAUUCGAGACAUGCUCCUGUCUGGGUCCAGCUUUAAUUGGCCCUAUAUGCCUAUGCAGUGAUGGGGUUCAUAGUGCUCCUCAGACUUCUAACGCCCCACUAAAGAGGAACUAGAAGAAGCCUUUAUUGUCAUGAAAAAAACAAAGCUUUCCACCAUGGCCAGAUAAUGAAGAUGAUGCUCAAAUAGGGUGUCCAUUGUCUCCAAGCUUCAAGUACAAGGCCUUUAAUGAUGGACAUUGCUCUUAUAGACACAUUGUGGCUUCCUCUGAAGUUUUAUUUUCCUACGUGCUGUCAAGGUAAAAAAAAGGUCAACUCUGCCAAUGAAAAUAUUGCCUAUCAUGACCUCACCGAUUUGGUGUGAGGACUCUUGCCCACAAGAUAGACUUACGUUCAUGGCACAUCACCCCUAAUCUUAUCAUGGUGAAUCUAUGUAAAAAUCGAAUUUUGGUACCAGCAAGUGUCCCAACAGGGGAGAAAAUAAAUCAAAUUUCUUUUGGUGUUGACAGCAUUUCCCCCUCUCAAAAAUAUUCUUCUCGUUUAGCCCUGAAAUCAGGAGACCUCUAGAAAAGAUGGACAAUAAAUGCCUCCUGGGUUCUGACAGAUGGUUCUUUUUGAUACUGAUGGACUCUCAUGUGCAUUGGCUACUCUUAACUCCAAUAAAUUUAAAAAUAAAAUCGGCUAGCACUAAAAUCUGCAACAAAAAGCACUGAAAAAGCCCUGGCCACUUAAUCCCCACCCCAAGUUGGGGCACUGAACAAAAGACUAUUUAUAUAAGAAAAGAAUGGGCAUUUUAAAUGUAUUAACUGCCUGCUUUUUCAUAAAUGACAUGUAUAUUUUUUCCAUUCCCUCCCCCCCCAACCUCCCGCCUUCCCGCGCUGUUCCUCUGCUCUUUAUUCCGAUUAUGUAUGUUUGUAAGAUAUUUUUUUGGAGUGAAUUGUGGAUUUUUUGGAAACCAGCAACAUAAAAGACUUGUUUAUUUCGUUUUUGUUUUUUUUUUUGGUGGAUCUGAGUAAUUAUUAAAAACAAUAUCU
This is a messenger RNA of Xenopus laevis (African clawed frog), 2863 nucleotides long. RefSeq names its product nuclear receptor subfamily 2 group F member 5 (gene nr2f5.L). The transcript is spliced from 4 exons. Bases 698 to 1894 code for a protein of 398 amino acids. The record is from RefSeq and is a predicted model, not a curated record. Lineage: Eukaryota; Metazoa; Chordata; Amphibia; Anura; Pipidae.